CUCGCGCUAAUUAGACGGUGAUACGCGCACGCCGCAGAGGACGUUAGCCCGCGGCCCGUGACAGACGCGUUCGUUCGUAAGCGGUAAUCUACUUAAAAUCGUGGCAGGUGUCGGUACCGUCAUGUGUGUGUAAAGUGAAGUUUUGUGCCAAUUUAGUUUCCUGUUAACGGAUUGUAAUAUUCGAAUAUGGGUGAAUCAUUGCUGAAAGAGGAUCCCCUCACCAGGAUCCAGAGGGAAAUUAUUGAAGUCACGGAGCGAGAAAGGGAGUUCAAGGAGGGCCAUUUCAGAAUUAACAGGCUUUUGUCAGAGUCCACCAUUGAUGUAAACAAACAAAAUGGCCACGUCAAUGGCAAUGGCAUUGAUAAGCCUGGGAAAACUUUAAAUAGAGCCGUGUCUACUUCACAUCUACUGGGGCCUAUAGCACCAUCACCUCCUACUACGCCCACCCUCCUGAACACGAAUGGCUAUACACGCAGGUUUACACCUCAAAAUGGGACUAAAGGCUUGAUGCAAAGGUUUAUCGCAAACAAGGGUAAAAUGCCUGUCACCUCGCCUGGUACUCCAACAUCCCCAACUGCGUUGACUACAACUCCCUUCCCGCCGGCUCCGAUCGUCCCGAUCGUACCCGUCGUCGCACCGACUGCUAUAACCCGAACUCCCGAGGGUAAACCAGUGAGAAAGGGUUACGUCCCAGUGGAAGAAAAAAUUCAAAAGGAGCUUCAAGAGAUGAAAAAUAGGGAGCACGAGUUAAAGAAAAUGAGAAAGAAACAAAAGCCGUUCGACUUAGAGCUCAGUGAUAAUGAAACAACUUCAGAAUCUGAGGAUGAAGAAAUUCCCAUGCCGGGAAAAUUGAAAGCUACAAAAUCGAUAGGCGAACUAUAUGAGGCAUUGAACGAGGAUCUGAGGUCGCCUUCUCCGAGAAACAGUUCCGGGCACGACUCCAUCGGAAGCUUGAAGCCGGCGAAAUCGUUGGCAGAGCUAUGUGAGUUGAGUCCGGGACAAGAGUUCCUCGCUCCGAGUUCCACGCGCCUGAUAGCCCAAUGGGAAUCCAUGAUUCAACAAAAACAAGAAGCGGGCGCGGCCUAAACCAUCGGGGUUUUCGUUAAAGCUUGUGACGCCAAAACUGCAUCGUAAACAAAAAUCGGUGGACUGGAAACGCGUGGCGCGUAUGCGCGUCAUAUGGUUAGUGUAACGGACUGGACGCCAGUUGGCAUUUCGUGAUCGUUAAACUCCAACAUCCUAACGGUCUGUGCUGUCUGUGCCCGAGUGAAACAGUUCGAUUUCUCAUUUUUUCGGCCAAUCGAUUGUGAAGCAAUUAAUUUUCUCCGCGAACAAUGCAAAUGAUGGUUAUCCGUAACGUCUAUUAAUACGCUGGAAAGCCGAUACGCGAGGCAUACGGUGUGAGAUAGUUUCAUCCCAUUGUUUAGUAUUUCUAGUGUAUUCAAGAGGUUUUUUAGUAGCUUUCCCGGCGCAUGCGUCUUAGCAUUAGCACGUGAAGAGAAGCCUCAAUCGUCGUGGGAAAUUGGGAAAUGUAAGAAUAGCUGUGACCUUGUUACGCUCGCUAUGUAUAAAAAACUAUUUUAAAAGUUUUUGAAACAAAUUUCUAUCUCCAAGAGUUGAGUUUCUAUGUUCUUCCGUUCAAUGGAUAUAUUGAUACAUUUGAGCCAAACAAAAUUAAAUAUUAGAUUAGUUACUAAAUUAGCUUUCUUUGCACCUUUUAUCACGUUUCAUAAGAGCGAUAGCAGGCCAAUGCUGUCUAAUUGCAUUUGGAUGCGUGAUUAUCAUGCAUUAUUCAUUAUUCAAUUGCGACAUACUUUCACGUUUCUUGUAUGACCUUUUCUAAAACUAAUCUUAUUUUCAAUUCUUUUUAUGUUUAUUUGUUACAUAUUUUCAACUAUUUUAUUCUCUCUUGUAUAACAAAAAUGAAAUUAGUUUCAAAAGCUUGUAUUUUUAAAAGAUACAAAGUACUUAUAAAGUUUCCUAUUUAAACAUUUCUGUGUACUUAGAUAUUUAAGCGCAUGUCCUAGGCCUCGCUAAUCAAAAAUAUUCUUAGCCAAUGAAUUUACUUGUAUAUUUGUGUAUAAAUACGAAAAAAACGUUGAUCGUUGAAAUAGAGUGCCUUAUUUUAUGUAGCGUGUAGCACAAGUUUUAAUACUUUUUUAUCAAUGACAAUUUAUGUUCUAUAAUAAAUCGUUCAUUAGUCGAUGGCAACUCUAUCUUUUGUAUAUUGUAUUUAUUAAUUAUAAAUUAAAAUAUUUUAUCAGUGAUAUAGUCACUAAAUGUUAUUGAAAUGAUUAUGAAUACCUAUGGAUUUAAUGUAAAAAACAAACAGAUCGAUAAAAAUAAACGUGACCAUAAUUUUAAUCGAGUUUAAUAUCUUAUCAGCGCCAGAUACAGUUCGAGAAACAAUUAUUGUUGAAAUAUAUUAUUAUUCUAUUAAAGUAUCUUUAAAUUUAAAUAGCAUAUAUUUUAUAAGAAUAUUGAACAGAUUCUUUAUGAUUGUAUAAAUAAAUGAAGUAAUUCUUUAUCGAUAUUGUAAAUCUCUAAAAACGUAGUAUUGCGUUAAGCGGGAAAGUGGAUCGAAAUUAUAUGCAACGGCGCUGUUUCAACUUAGCGCUUCUAUAUGUAGAAUUUUGUUGACAAUAAGUGGAAAAAUAUGCUUUCUUGAUAUAAAUAGCCGAGUAUUUAUUUCACUUAUAUUUUGAUAUAAUAUAUAUGCACUAGUUCAUUGGAAAAAUAAACAUUAGAAGAAUAGGUGCGUAAAUCUUUAAAAGAGUCACUGAACAUUAUUUUCUAGAACUUCGAACUAUAUAAAGUUUUUAUUCCCUUUUCAAUAAUGUUCUAAUGCAGUUAAAUACUCGCCUAUAUAUGUCUUGAACUCAAUAAAAAAGAGCCAUGACUGUAUCGCUAAGACUACAGCUGGCUAACAUAAUUUUAAUAUCUAUCGCUUGCAAGCCUGUCCUACGUACAGUCCUAUGUGAUAAAAUGCCUUAAAAGAUUGCAUAAUACUGUUUAAAAAUGUUUACAAAUUCGAUAUUUACAAAAUGUAGUGUAAUUGUAAUUUAUAUGUAGGGUUAUCGCAAUAAAAACGUUGUCAAUAAAGAAA
Zerene cesonia (dogface butterfly) is the source of this 3106-nucleotide messenger RNA. RefSeq lists its product as uncharacterized. The record is from RefSeq and is a predicted model, not a curated record. The transcript has 2 exons. NCBI's taxonomy places the organism in Eukaryota, Metazoa, Arthropoda, Insecta, Lepidoptera, Pieridae. The coding region runs from base 187 to 1086 and encodes 299 amino acids.